Messenger RNA from Aureococcus anophagefferens, 1784 nucleotides. RefSeq lists its product as hypothetical. Gene Ontology annotation, biological process: protein phosphorylation. The transcript is spliced from 2 exons. The record is from RefSeq and is a predicted model, not a curated record. NCBI's taxonomy places the organism in Eukaryota, Pelagophyceae, Pelagomonadales, Pelagomonadaceae. Bases 176 to 1666 code for a protein of 496 amino acids. Gene Ontology annotation, molecular function: protein kinase activity; ATP binding.
CCGCCUCCACGGUUUGCGGCGCGCGCACCACGUUACGGCCACACUCACGCGCUGAAACACAUCGCAGCACGCUCACUACCGCCGCGACACACGACCGCCGGCUGCGCGUGAAAAAAUUCGACGCGGAACGGUCGAAGCAGCUUCCAAACGUCCAAAAACCGCCGCGAAGCACACGAUGUUCCUCAGCCCGGUCCCCGGCUCGCCCGCCAACGAGGAGCCGCCGAGCCCCCCGUCGGUGGCCAUGCAGGACUACUACCCCCAGGCGAAGUUCGGGUUCGGGCAGAUGUCGAUGAGCGACGGCGACGCGAUGAUGGCGUCGCCGCCGAAUUCGCGGCCGCGGAAGCAGCCCAAGCUCGGGACGCCGCGGACCAAGGGGACGCCGGCGAGCUGCGCGUCGACGACGACGGACAUCUGCGACAGCGACGGGGACGUCGGGGACGGCGUGAGCGACGACGAGGGCGACUGCGGGUUCUCGCUGCGCAUGCCGUCGGGCGCCGGCCCCGCGCGGGGCCUCUUCGGCGGCGGCGGCGGCGGCGCGGCCAUGGUCGACGCGCCGCCGGCGGCGAACGUGAACCCCUUCGCGCCCAAGGACCUGAACCGCUGCGACAGCGUGGACCUGAGCCAGUCGUCGUGCGACGGCGGCGGCGCCGCGUCCGCGUUCAAGGCGCGCGCGCCCGCGGCGCCCGCGCGGCGCGGGGGCCUCUUCGGCGGCGGCUUCGGCCAGGCCGCGGAGCCCGCGGAAACCGAGAGCCGCUUCCGCCACGACUUCGAGGUCGUCAAGUACGUCGGCGGCGGCUCGUUCGGCACCGUGCACAAGGUCAAGAGCCGCAUCGACGGCUGCCACUACGCGGUCAAGGCCACGAAGCACCAGUUCAAGGGCCAGCUCCACCGCGACCGCACGCUCAAGGAGGUCUUCGCGCUGGCGGCCCUGUCCGCGCGCGACGACGCGCACGAGGGCAUCAAGCACGCGUGGAUCGAGGACGAGCGGCUGUUCAUCCAGACGGAGCUCUGCGACGCGAGCCUCGAGAGCCGCGUGCACCGCCAGCGCUUCCACCCGACGCCGGAGAACCUCUGGGCCUUCCUGCGCCAGAUGUUCCUCGCGCUCGAGCUGCUGCACCGCAACGGCCUCGUGCACCUCGACAUCAAGCCCGGCAACGUCUUCCUCAAGGGCGAGGCGACCUUCAAGCUCGGCGACUUCGGCCUCGCCACCCAGAAGCAGUCCGGCGGCGGCGACGUCGUCGAGGGCGACUCGCGCUACAUGUCGCGCGAGCUCCUCGACGACGACGACUUCACGCCGGCGUCGGAGAAGGUCGACCGCGAUUUGACCAAAUGCGAUGUCUUCUCCCUCGGCGCGACGGCCUUCGAGCUCCUGAAGCGGGCGCCGUUGGCGCCCAACGGCCCGGCCUGGCACGCGCUCCGCGACGGCAGCCCGGACUUCCCCGCGACGACGCCCGCCGACCUCCGCGACUGCGUCGCCGCGCUCCUCCACCCGAACCCCGUCUGGCGCCCGACGGCCCAGAUGGCGCUCAUGCUGCCCCAGCUCCAGUCCGAGGUCCAGAAGAUGGCCACGGCCCUCGCCGUCGAGAAGCAGCACGUCCAGGAGUACCGCGCGGACGUCGCGCGGCUCUCGAAGCAGCGCCUCGCGCGGUCCAACACCUGGGCCUGAGACUACCAUGCCGCGCGCCGCGUCCCUCGACGCCGCCGCCCCUGUUCACCCCGCCCCCCGCCGAGCGCCGCCUCGACACCGCCAUCUCGCGCCUUUCUUUAAAAACUUGAAGAGCCUG